UGUACCGAGUCUUCUUGACCUCACAGGCCGGGCCCACCCACGGCCCCCCAUGAGCGCGCCCGGCUGACCCUGGAGGCGGCCGCGGUGGAGCCGGCGCGCCCCGAGGGCGGCGGGGCCAUGGCCUCGCUGGACCUACCGUACCGCUGCCCGCGCUGCGGGGAGCAUAAGCGCUUCCGGAGCCUGUCGUCGUUGCGCGCGCACCUGGAAUACAGCCACACCUACGAGACGCUCUACAUCCUCUCCAAGACCAACAGCAUCUGCGACGGCGCGGCCGCCGCUGCAGCUGCAGCUGCCGCAGCCUCUGGCUUCCCUCUGGCGCCUGAGCCCGCGGCCCUGCUGGCUGUCCCCGGGGCCCGGCGCGAGGUCUUCGAGAGCACGUCCUUCCAGGGCAAGGAGCAGGCAGCGGGGCCGGCGCCCGCGGGGCCGCACCUGCUGCACCAUCAUCACCACCACGCGCCACUGGCGCAUUUCCCGGGUGACCUGGUGCCCGCCAGCCUGCCCUGCGAGGAGCUGGCCGAGCCCGGGCUAGUGCCUGCUGCGCGCUAUGCGCUACGCGAAAUCGAAAUCCCACUCGGCGAGCUCUUCGCGCGCAAGUCCGUGGCAUCCUCGGCCUGCUCGACGCCGCCACCCGGACCUGGCCCUGGUCCGUGCUCCGGGCCUGCCUCUGCAUCGCCGGCGUCGCCAUCACCUGCGGACGUCGCCUACGAAGAGGGCUUGGCACGCCUCAAGAUCCGCGCCCUGGAGAAGCUGGAGGUGGACCGGAGACUAGAGCGGCUGAGCGAGGAGGUGGAGCAGAAGAUUGCGGGCCAGGUGGGUCGGCUACAGGCCGAACUGGAGCGCAAGGCAGCAGAGUUGGAGACUGCACGACAGGAGAGCGCGCGCCUGGGGCGUGAGAAGGAGGAACUGGAGGAGCGCGCGUCUGAGCUUUCGCGCCAAGUGGACGUGAGCGUGGAACUGCUGGCUUCGCUCAAGCAGGACCUGGUGCAUAAGGAACAGGAGCUGAGCCGCAAGCAGCAGGAGGUGGUGCAGAUCGACCAGUUCCUGAAGGAGACGGCAGCCCGGGAGGCCAGUGCCAAGCUGCGGCUGCAGCAGUUCAUUGAGGAGCUCCUGGAGCGUGCAGACAGGGCGGAGCGCCAGCUGCAGGUCAUCAGCAGCAGCUGUGGCAGCACUCCCAGUGCCAGCCUGGGCAGAGGAGGCGGGGGCAGUGCCUCGGGGCCUGGGCUGAGAGGCCCAGGCAGGAUGCGAGAACACCAUGCAGGCCCAGCUGUGCCAAGCACAUACGCUGUAUCACGGCAUGGCUCCUCUCCCAGCACAGGGGCCUCCAGCCGUGUGCCAGCUGCAUCCCAGAGCUCAGGCUGCUAUGACAGUGACAGUCUGGAGCUACCCCGGCCAGAGGAAGGGCCUUUGGAGGACAGUGGCCCUGGGGGCUUGGGUUCACGGGCCCAGGCUACCAACGGUGGUUCAGAGCGGUCCCAGCCCCCUCGUAGUUCAGGUCUACGAAGACAGGCCAUCCAGAACUGGCAGCGCCGACCGCGCCGUCAUAGCACGGAGGGGGAGGAAGGUGACGUCUCAGAUGUGGGCUCCCGAACUACUGAGUCAGAGGCUGAAGGACCCUCUGAUGUCCCACGCCCUGGACCUGCUGUGGCUGGACCCUUGAACAGCUGCCGGCUCUCGGCCCGCCCUGAAGGAGGCAGCGGGCGAGGCCGACGGAUGGAGAGAGGCAGCCCCUCACGCUCCAAUGAGGUCAUCAGCCCAGAAAUCCUCAAGAUGCGUGCUGCCCUCUUCUGUAUCUUCACCUACCUGGAUACCCGGACACUGCUACAUGCUGCAGAGGUCUGCCGGGACUGGCGCUUUGUGGCGCGCCAUCCCGCUGUCUGGACGAGAGUGCUGCUCGAGAACGCUCGAGUCUGUUCCAAGUUCCUGGCGAUGUUGGCUCAGUGGUGCACCCAGGCUCACUCAUUAACAUUACAGAACCUGAAGCCCCGGCAGCGGGGAAAGAAGGAAAGCAAGGAGGAGUAUGCCCGCAGCACCCGGGGCUGCCUUGAAGCAGGGCUGGAGUCCCUGCUGAAGGCCGCUGGUGGGAACCUGCUGAUCCUGCGGAUCUCCCACUGCCCCAACAUCCUCACUGACCGGUCACUCUGGCUGGCCAGCUGCUACUGCCGCGCCCUGCAGGCUGUCACCUACAGGAGUGCCACGGACCCCGUCGGCCAUGAGGUGAUCUGGGCCCUGGGUGCAGGCUGCAGAGACAUUGUCUCCCUCCAGGUGGCUCCACUUCACCCCUGCCAGCAGCCCACCCGGUUCAGCAACCGUUGCCUGCAGAUGAUUGGACGCUGUUGGCCCCACCUCCGGGCCCUGGGCGUAGGUGGUGCCGGCUGUGGGGUACAGGGCCUGGCAUCACUUGCAAGAAACUGUAUGCGGCUGCAGGUCCUGGAACUGGACCACGUGUCAGAGAUUACCCAGGAGGUGGCGGCUGAGGUCUGCCGGGAAGGCCUGAAAGGACUGGAGAUGCUGGUGCUCACAGCCACCCCUGUCACCCCUAAGGCCCUGCUACAUUUUAACAGCAUCUGCCGGAACCUCAAAUCCAUUGUGGUGCAGAUUGGGAUUGCAGAUUACUUCAAAGAGCCCAGCAGUCCCGAGGCCCAGAAGCUGUUUGCGGAUAUGGUGACAAAACUCCAGGCCCUGAGACGGAGGCCUGGCUUCUCGAAGAUUCUGCACAUCAAGGUAGAAGGUGGCUGCUAACCCGGGUGAGGGGCGGCAGGGCACCUGCCAGCCCCACACCAAGUGCUCUUUGGACCUCUGGAGGGGCCCUGGCUUGGACUAGACCUUUGGAGGCUUAAUGUUUCCCCAGGUUCCAGACAGUGGUUGAAUAUCCUGUCCAGUUGGGACAGCAGAGUGACAGGUGACCCAGAGCACUGCCUGCCCAGGACAGGGGCUGAAAAGAAGCUGCCCUGAGACACCUCCCCCCUCACAUUCCCAGCUGAAACAGCCUCUGGCACAGCCAGCAAGGAGCUGAGCCGACACACCAGCAGCUGGCUGUCACUGCUCAGAGGAUCUGCAGGAGCCACCCAGCGGCUCCUCAGCUGCUCAGGCAGGUCUCCUUCCUGAGGCCAUCUCCUGGUCAGGAGCCUGUCAAGCCACAGGCCAGGAGGGGCUUAAGGCAGCUCAGACAUGACAAGGAGGUCUCUUCUCCCCUUUCCCUGACCAAGCCCUCUGUAAGGCACUCCCUUUGGACAGAGAGACUUUCUUCCAGGUCCACAUUCUCCUGUGAUAAUCCAGGCAAGUCUAGGAAUCCCAAGUACAAGGUUAGCUGAAGUUGGGGCAGGGCCGUAGGGAUGAAUUUCAAAAGGUUAAAAAAAAAA
Molecule: messenger RNA, 3359 nt
Organism: Rattus rattus (black rat)
Lineage: Eukaryota; Metazoa; Chordata; Mammalia; Rodentia; Muridae
Gene: Fbxo41
Product: F-box protein 41
Exons: 12
Coding region: 118-2739 (873 amino acids)
Molecular function (GO): protein binding
Source: RefSeq, a predicted model, not a curated record